AUGAGGACCCUCGGCAGAGUCCUCUUCCGCCUCACCUGUCUCUGGCACGUCAGCGGCCUCCGCCUCCUCCUCCUCCGCCUCCUCCGGCGCGUCAGCGGACUCCGCCGACUCAGCAACGGCGGAAGAGGGACGCCGCCGCUCCGGCGGCUAGCAGUACAAGAGGCGGGAAGAAAUUCAAAUAUGGUCCAAGCCUCAAGGCUCCAGAAAAGGUUUGGAAAAAAGUUCACCGGAAUGGUUCCAGGUCUGCAGAAGGAGCUACGAUUUACACACCCCAAAGCACCCGGGAAUGAUUUAUGUGGAUACUACAUUUGCGAGUUCAUCCGCCACUCGACCUCCGAGCGGGGCUACUCUGACAAACAAUUUGAACUCAAUUUUGUACUAGCUUUAGUAUGGGGAGCAGUACUUUUCGUUGCUCGUUGGGAGAUCAAGAUCAAAUUCAAAAAUGGAAGAGUCGUAGGGUUGAGACUUUUGCAGCGGCAUCCUGUUACUUUCUCUCUCUCUUUACCUUUACCUUCCUCCCCACGCUCGCAUCUUUUUCACCACCCGUCCCGUGCAUCCGUCCCCUAUUCCCCUCCCGUCCCCAGCCAGCGUCGUCGCCUCCUCUCCGGACCUGGUGCCGCCGAGAAGCCGCCCACCGCCGACGCCAGCAGCUUCCCCGCCGACGACAUGCUCGGCGAUUCCAGCGGCAACGGCGGCGGCGGGCCGUGGCCUGUCCGCAACCAGUGGGCGCGGGAGGAGACGCUGGCCCUCAUCAGGAUCCGGUCGGAGAUGGCCGCCGCCUUCCGCGACGCCGCCGUCAGGGGCAAGGUUCCCCUCUGGAUCUGGGAAGAGGUCUCCAGCAAGCUCGCGGAGCUUGGCUACGAGAGGAGGAGCGCCAAGAAGUGCAGGGAGAAGCUCGGGGGCCUGAACAGGUCCUACAAGCGCGCCGAGCAGAGCCGGGCCGGCAGGCAGGACGGCCGGAGCUACCCCUUCUCCCAGGCGCUCGACGCGCUGCACGCUGCCACCGCCCGCGCGUGGCUGCAGAAGCACCAGGAGCAGCUGCUGAUGGUCCUCGGCGGCCGCGGCCCCCCGCAGCCGCACGCCUUCUCGGCGCCGCGGCCGAUGAGCGCAAUGCCGCCGCCGCCGCCACCGAGGUUCCCGAUCAUGUCGGCUCCUGUUUCUUGGGCGGCGCCUGCGGAGCUUCCCCAGCCACCUCCCGUCUGUCUGCAAGGCCUGAGCUUCCCGUCCAUGUCCGAGUCCGAGUCUGAUGACGACGGGCCCGAGGUUGGCGAGAUGACGGCGGCGACCGGCGACAGCCUCGGCAAGCGCAAGCGCAAGCGUGGCGGCGGCAGGAAGAAGAUGAUGGCUUUCGUGGAGGGGCUGAUGAAGCAGGUCGUCCAGAGGCAAGAGGAGAUGCAGCAGCGGUUCCUGGCGGCAAUGGAGAAGAGGGAGGCGGAGCGCGCGGCGCGGGAGGAGGCCUGGCGCCGGCAGGAGGUGGCCCGGCUCAAGCGCGAGCAGGCGCAGCGCGCGCACGACCGCGCCGCGGCGGCCUCCCGCCACGCCUCCAUCAUCGCCUUCAUCCAGCGCGUCGGCGGGCAGGCCGCCCAGGUCCCGCCCAUCGUCUUCCCCACGCCCACGCCGACGCCGUUCCAGACACCGCCGCCGCGUCAGGCCACACCGCAGCCCGUCCCAGCCGCGCCGCUCCAACGCCAGCCACCGCCGCAACCUCGACAGAAGCUGAUGCCGCGGCGGGCCACGUCGCCGCCCCAGCCGCAGCCCAUCCCAGCCGCUCCGCUCCAAUGGCUGCCACCGCCGCAAGCACCACAGGCACAGCACAAGGAAACGACGCAGGAAGAGGCGCACGGACCCCGUCUCCUGCCGGCUCAUCAUCACUCGCGCUGGUUCCCGCCGCCAUGGAGCAAUGCUUCUCCCAAGUUUGCAGAUCACAGCUUGCAGCAGUCGUAGAAAACUGUCGUUCUUUUUUGCAUGCAACAGCGAGCGAGCGGUGAAGCAUGGAAGGCCCACUGCAACCUGUCAAAUUUCUACCUUUUCUACCAA
Aegilops tauschii subsp. strangulata is the source of this 2037-nucleotide messenger RNA. The record is from RefSeq and is a predicted model, not a curated record. Lineage: Eukaryota; Viridiplantae; Streptophyta; Magnoliopsida; Poales; Poaceae.